Molecule: messenger RNA, 587 nt
Organism: Umbelopsis ramanniana AG
Lineage: Eukaryota; Fungi; Mucoromycota; Umbelopsidomycetes; Umbelopsidales; Umbelopsidaceae
Exons: 1
Coding region: 79-480 (133 amino acids)
Source: RefSeq, a predicted model, not a curated record
AUUAGAACAGCUUCGUUCAUAAUCUUUACCUUCACUAUAUUUGCUCUAGCAUGCGCGGCACCUUCAAAAGCAGUUCCCAUGGCUGGCAUCUUUGAAAUCCAUUUUCACUCUUACCUAGAUGGAGAAGCCGUUCUGGUUAAAAAUGAUGUUGCAAACAAGCCUGGGUCCUUCCUCUACUUUCACAUCAAGAAAGGUCUGAAUACUACUGCCACUUAUAAGGAUUACAAAAUUGAAUUUCGCAACGGUCACGACUGCAAGCAUGUUAUGGGCGAGGUCAUCAAUAUUGAUACUCCACCGUUCCAAAUCAAUGGAAACGGCGGAACAGAUGCUUGGUGUGUCGACAAGACGCUUGAUAUCACUAAAGUGGCUGUAGUGCAAGUCCUAUAUCAAGGUGCUCCUAUAGCUUGUUCGCCGUUGCAAACACUUCCUAACUUCAAUCUUCCAAAGCCGUCACAAGUUGAUGCUUGCAUCCGCGGAUAGCGUCUUGCUUGUCAGAUUUUAAUAUGAAAAUAAUUGGUCCAGCUUCAUAUUGUACGAUUUUUUUUGGAGUGUGAAUAAAUAUCAGCACAGUAUUCUUUGAGACCAUU